CUCCCGCGUCGGGCCGGGGGGAGAUGCCGACCCAGAGGGACAGCAGCACCAUGUCGCACCCGAUCGCAGGCGGCGGCAGCGGGGACCAUGCCCACCAGGUCCGGGUCAAGACCUACUACCGCGGGGAUAUCAUGAUAAAACAUUUUGAACCUUCAAUUUCCUUUGAGGGCCUUUGCAAUGAGGUUCGAGAUAUGUGUUCUUUUGACAGUGAACAGCUUUUCACCAUGAAGUGGAUAGACGAGGAAGGAGACCCAUGCACAGUAUCUUCUCAGUUGGAGCUGGAGGAAGCCUUCAGGCUUUACGAGCUAAACAAGGAUUCUGAGCUCUUGAUCCAUGUAUUCCCUUGUGUGCCAGAACGUCCUGGAAUGCCCUGUCCAGGAGAAGAUAAAUCCAUCUACCGCAGAGGUGCACGCCGCUGGAGAAAGCUUUACUGUGCAAAUGGUCAUACCUUUCAGGCCAAGCGUUUCAACAGGCGUGCUCACUGUGCUAUCUGCACUGACCGAAUAUGGGGUCUCGGACGGCAGGGAUAUAAGUGUAUCAACUGCAAACUCCUGGUUCAUAAGAAGUGCCACAAACUGGUCACAAUUGAAUGUGGGCGGCAUUCUUUGCCACCGGAACCAAUGAUGCCAAUGGAUCAGUCAUCCAUGCAUUCUGACCAUGCACAGACAGUAAUUCCUUAUAAUCCAUCAAGUCAUGAGAGUUUGGACCAAGUUGGCGAAGAAAAGGAGGCUAUGAACACAAGGGAAAGUGGCAAAGCUUCAUCGAGUUUAGGUCUCCAGGAUUUCGAUUUGCUUCGGGUAAUAGGAAGAGGAAGUUAUGCCAAAGUACUGCUGGUGCGAUUGAAAAAAACAGAUCGUAUCUAUGCAAUGAAAGUUGUGAAAAAAGAGCUUGUCAAUGAUGACGAGGAUAUUGACUGGGUACAAACAGAAAAGCAUGUUUUUGAACAGGCAUCAAAUCAUCCUUUUCUUGUUGGACUACAUUCUUGCUUUCAGACAGAAAGCAGAUUGUUCUUUGUGAUAGAGUAUGUAAAUGGAGGAGAUCUAAUGUUUCAUAUGCAGCGACAAAGAAAACUUCCAGAAGAACAUGCCAGGUUUUACUCUGCAGAAAUCAGUCUGGCAUUAAAUUAUCUCCACGAACGAGGGAUAAUUUAUAGAGAUUUAAAAUUGGACAAUGUAUUGCUGGACUCUGAAGGACACAUUAAACUCACUGACUACGGCAUGUGUAAGGAAGGAUUGCGGCCAGGAGAUACGACCAGCACUUUCUGUGGUACUCCCAAUUACAUUGCUCCUGAAAUUUUAAGAGGAGAAGACUAUGGUUUCAGUGUGGACUGGUGGGCCCUUGGAGUGCUGAUGUUCGAGAUGAUGGCGGGAAGGUCACCGUUUGAUAUCGUUGGGAGUUCCGAUAAUCCUGAUCAAAACACAGAGGAUUAUCUUUUCCAAGUUAUAUUGGAAAAACAAAUUCGCAUACCACGUUCUCUCUCUGUAAAAGCUGCAAGUGUCCUGAAGAGCUUUCUCAACAAGGACCCAAAGGAACGAUUAGGAUGUCAUCCUCAAACAGGAUUUGCUGAUAUUCAAGGACAUCCAUUUUUCCGAAAUGUUGACUGGGACAUGAUGGAGCAAAAGCAGGUGGUACCUCCAUUUAAGCCAAAUAUUUCUGGGGAAUUUGGUUUGGACAACUUUGAUUCUCAGUUUACAAAUGAACCUGUCCAGCUUACUCCAGAUGAUGAUGACAUUGUGAGGAAGAUUGAUCAGUCUGAAUUUGAAGGUUUUGAGUAUAUCAAUCCUCUUUUGAUGUCUGCAGAAGAAUGUGUCUGAUCCUCAUUUUCAACUAUGCAUUUUGCUUGUCUCGCUCUUUAAUGCAUGGAUAAACUUUACGACCCUGGAUACAGUGAACCAUUUUAUAUUUGUCACCUAUAAAAAGCACUCAUUAUCUUCUACUGUUGACUAUAAGAGUCAAUUAGUACAUCUAAAUCUAACUGUGAAAAAAAUUAAAGAUAGUUUUCAGACAGCUAUGUCAGAAUUUAGUUACACUGGUAAUCCAGCAGCCUACUGAUGAGUAAUGAAAUUGUCUUUUUUUGUUCAAAGGAAAUACCACUGCUUUAAAAAAAAAAAGACUAUCUGUUGCAUUAAAGCAUAUACCAGGAUCACAUCAUGAACCUACCAUGAUUCUUGUUCUUCUCUGUUAAGUCAUUUAAGUGAAUUCAGUCAUUUGACUGACUCUUAAUUUUGGAAUAAAAGAUUAAUUCAAAAUAUAACAUCUUGUUAUGUUACCUAUUAGUUUUGGAUUCCUUGUGUUUAGAAAUUCAACUGGAAAUUUUUAUCAUUGCCUUGAAAAUGAUUGGUGUUUAAGACAACAGUUGUUAAAUUGGUACUAAAAUAUUUUGCUUAAGAAUUUGUGGAUACUGAAUUCCCUUGUGGAAAAAAGAUAGGCGCAUUUUUUUGUGAUUCAGAUUCCAAAUCAACAGCUUUUCUGUUUGAUAUAAGUGAUUUUUGUUUUUAAGGAGCUUUUGAGUUUUUCCUUUUAGCCAGAACUUUAUAACUAGAGUGUUAAUGAAUGGAGUUGCAUGGACCCAUGAUUGAUUGGAAUGUAUUUCGAUAGAAGUUUGAAAUAGAUACAGACAAGUGCAAUGGUAAUAUUUAUUUCUUGUUGGAAAAUAAACCCAACGUUUUUUGGGUUUUUUUUUUUUUGUGAUGUGACUUACAUGAGACACUCACUGUGUUAUCAAAAAUAGAGACUCAUUCCACUUAUCUGGAGAACGCAGAAUGUAUACUUUUCCUUCCUUAUAAUUUGGUACGUGGGGAAAUAACUUAUCGUCCAGAUAGUGUCUUAACUAGCUUGCUUUUUGCCCAGAAUCAUAUUAUUCAUAUUUUUAAACUCUUUUUUUGUGGACUUCAAUGAAAUUUAAGAAAAAUAACUUACAUUCAGGAUAUGUAUAUGCACAUCACAGUUCAAAUUGGUAUGUGAGAUUUUAUAAAUAGGUAAUACAUGUAAUACAGAGUAGAGUACAUUUCAAGGGCAAAGUUAUUCAGAUUAUAUUUUAUAAUAUUAGUGUUUAGCAAUUUAUUUAAAAGGAUGAGAGAUGUCAUCCUUCUCACUUAUUUUAAAUAUUUUUUUAUGCAAAGGGAUUUAAAACAUAACCAUGAUCUUCUAAAUUAAUUACGCCAUGUAAUCUUAGCAAAAUUUAUUUUGGGGGAAACUAGUUUUACUUAAAUUUAGACUCACUUAAACCUCUAGGCAUUUAAUAAAUUAUUUUCUUUCCUAAGGGGGUGCUACAUUUCAUUUGAAAUGUAAUUUUUUUCAAAUCUUCUGGCCACAUGCUCUCUCCAAAUAGUUAAGUCUGUGAGCUAGAAAAACCUCAGUGGAAAAUGUUUAUAUUUCCUGCUUAUUUCAGAGAUAUAUGUUUCUCUUAAUACCUGAAACUUAUUUUAAAACAAAAAGCAGUACUUUGGGUCAUAAACUUAUAGAAAAAUUGAUUAUCAGUGUCAGAAAUAUGUUUAUGAUCUUGCUUUUAAGUGGUGCUGUUUUCCCUCGGACAUUAGUUCUCAGAUUUUUGGUUUUUUGUGGGGCCAUACUUAGUGAUGCUCAGGGGUUAUUCCUGGCUCUGCACUUAGGAAUUAUUCCUAGUGGUCCUCAGGGAACCAUAUGGGAUGCUGGGGAUCAAACCUGGGUUGACCGUGUGCAAGGCAAGUGCCCUGUUCUCUGUACUAUCGCUCUGGCCCAAGUUCUCAAAUUUAGAAUGUGACCCUAUCACCUAAAAAGUUUGUUUAAAACGCGUAUUACUGGGCUAACUUUAGAAUUCUGUUGGAUCAUUGGGCAUCCUUUUGAGAAACACUUUAAAUUAUUUUUCUUUUGUCCAAUAGUUAGAUUUUAGAAAUAUUCAUUUGAGAUGGAGUGUCAGUGAGUUACUGUUCUUACCUAUAAUUUCAAUUUUAGAUAAAUGUUGAGCUAAAGGCUUCAAAUUAGAUAUCUUCUCCAAAAAUUCAUCAGUUUUCUACCAAUAGUAUUACAAAUGAUAAACAUUUUUCUAUGAUGGGGUUUUAGCCAUUAUUCAGGGUGGUCUUUUGUUUUAAAAUCUUUUUUUAAAAGAACUAAUAAGAUUUACUAUGUGUAUUUUAUACGGAAUUGGAUUACAAAUGUUUUUACUUGUGUUCUGUUUUUAUAGUCUUGAAGCUCCAUGCCUGUUCUUUUUUAUGUUAUGUAAAAGUUCUUUCCAAAUACUCACCAGGGGAAUAAGGUAGUUCGUUGGCAGAAUGAUGACGAUUUUUGUGUUCUCAGAAAAACAUUAUUUUGCAUAAAGCAUAUGGUCAGAUCAUUUUAUGUAUAUGCAGCCUGAAUUGGAUGCCAGGUAUUAAGCUUGUUUAUACCUGUUCAUUUUACCUAAAGGGAAAAAAAAAAACCUUUUCUUU
Messenger RNA from Sorex fumeus (smoky shrew), 4406 nucleotides. RefSeq names its product protein kinase C iota (gene PRKCI). The transcript is spliced from 18 exons. The coding region runs from base 24 to 1814 and encodes 596 amino acids. The record is from RefSeq and is a predicted model, not a curated record. Lineage: Eukaryota; Metazoa; Chordata; Mammalia; Eulipotyphla; Soricidae. Gene Ontology annotation, biological process: protein phosphorylation. Gene Ontology annotation, molecular function: diacylglycerol-dependent serine/threonine kinase activity; ATP binding; protein binding.